Nymphalis io (European peacock) is the source of this 2615-nucleotide messenger RNA. RefSeq lists its product as uncharacterized. The coding region runs from base 123 to 1619 and encodes 498 amino acids. The record is from RefSeq and is a predicted model, not a curated record. The transcript has a single exon. NCBI's taxonomy places the organism in Eukaryota, Metazoa, Arthropoda, Insecta, Lepidoptera, Nymphalidae.
CAUUGCAGUAUGCAGUUAAUUGUUGCUAAUACAAUUUUUAUUUCAAUUUUCAACAGUAGAUAGAUAUAAUCCAAUAAAAGCUUAUUAUAGUUAAUAGUUAAUUCACAUGUUGAUUUACAUAAAUGAAGACUCCGCGUAAGCCUCCUGGCAGCAUAAUGAGAAAAUAUUAUCAGCUGAUUCUUGUUGUUGUAUGUUUUAUAAGUAUUAUAACUCUUUUAAUAUAUCGCCACGAAUACUAUCGGCUUCGAUAUGUCUUGGAAGUGCUUAACUUUUUCGGGAAACCAGGAUUGUCUGAAAUCGAGUUUUGCGGUCCCGGCUUUAAUGCGACCAUGCUGUCUGAAAUACUUCGCAACUCUUCAAUGGAGGUGCGUGAGACUCCACCUUUAUUCCAAGAAAUCGAUGAAAACUUUUACUCAUAUUCGUCUUUCUUACGAUCUUACAAUAAAUACGAUAAGCUUUCGCCGACACAUGCUCAUGUUAUAGACACGAUCGUGAUAGGCAAGGCUGAUGUGACGCCAAAAUACCGAUGCAAUAUUUGGCUUGAAAAUAAUCCCAAGCCUAAAGCAGGCCGAUUUAAUUACAAAUUAGUGUCUGACACUAUCAAUAAUUAUCGUUUAUACAUAUUUGAAUGCACAUUGAACAAAAAUUUAGGAAAACCAAGAGGCAUAAGUUUUUAUGUAAAUGAUUACAAUAUAAACCCUAUGCAUGCUCCAAUCAAUAAAAUGAUCCAAGUUAAUACAAAAAGGAAGCCCAGAGAGCGAAGCAAUAUAAAAUUUGUCAAUAAUAUUGAGCCUGCAAUAUGUAUUAUACCUAAUCGUAUACCAAUAGUGUCAAGGGAUGAAUUCAUCGAAUUCCUAGUAUUUCAUCAUUUAAUUGGAGUUGAUUAUUUCACUAUAUACGACAGUAUGAUAUCAGAGGAUGUUAUAAGAAGACUGAAUUUGUUUCCCUCAGAUAUUACUCAGUGGGAAAUACAAUUUUAUCCAUUAAAUUAUCCAUUCUUAUUUUCAAAAUCAUAUGAAAUUGUAAGGAAUGCGAUUGAACUGGACUGUUUGUUCAGACACUUUAGAUAUGAUAAAGAGGAAACAAACAAAAUAAGUCACAUUGCUGUACUUUCUUGGGAUGAAUAUUUAGUACCGAGAGUUCAUAAUAACUUUAAAGAUGUUUUAGAUGAUUUUGAUCCGACAAGAUCGCUACGAACCUAUGUAGUCCAACCUUUAAUGUUUUGCUUGAACCAAAAUGAUGAUGAUAAUGCUGAAAUAGGAUAUCCAGAUAUAACAAAGAAAACUCAUUAUUACACAAUGCCUCAAGACAAAACUCCAAUAAAAAUAAGAAAUUUUGACACCAUGUCUUCAUUUGACGAUCUAUUUAAUCUAACAUCCAGCAUUAAGGAUAUACCCUUAGAAUUACUAGGAUCACAUAAGUAUAGUGUAUGUAGAGAUAGCAAAAAAUUCCACCCAGAAGGCUACAAUGAAACAGAAAUGCAAGUGUUCCCGCACAAGUUUGAAGGGGCAAUGCUUAAAUUCGGUCAACCUUUAGUAAGCAAUAAAAUAUAUAGAUUGUAUAGAUCAGGCCAAAUUUGGGAUAAAUCUUAUAAUGAUAAUAUCAGAGAUAUGUUAUAAUUAGGUUGAUAGAGAUUUUGAUUAUAUUUAUUGGUUGAUUAUUCAUAUAAUAUAUAUACAUAUGUGUUUUUAGGACAUUGUAAUCCUAAUCUUAUGCUAAAUAUAACAUCAACUAAUCAAUUCGCUAUUUUGUCCUGUGCAUAAAAAAAAUGUCACAAUGUUAUAAUAAGUAAAUAGAAUUUAUAGAAACUAGUACUGUAUACAAAUUAACAUUUAUUAUAGUGUGUUAAAUGUAUUAUGCAUUUGUUUGUUAGUUUGUUAUAUCAUAAUGAUUUUUUUUUCUAGGGACUGUUGCUUAGAAACAAAAAGAAUGUGUGCCUUUUUAAAAGAUGAGGGUAGUUAGCUAGUUUUAAUCCAGUUUGUAUGUUUUAAAUUCAGUAAAAUUUAUUAGUAUAGGGACCAUUAACUCACCGGACAUACUGCCAAGAUAUAAUAUAAUGUAAUUUUUUGAGCUUUGUUCUCAUUACUGUAUAAAAGCGGACAAAGACAAAUAAGUUUGUAAACUCUGUAAGUAGUACCUUCAUUCAUAGACAAUAAUAUUAUGAGUUGUAACAUAUUGAAAUGUCAAUAUUUUGCCAUGGGAUUAUUUUUACAUUCACAAUUAAUCACAGUACUGGUACCAGUACUGGUAUAUAAUGAAGGGAUUUGGCAUUUAAGUACUAAACUCUGAUAUCCAUUACCAUCAUAAGAGAGAUUGAUUGGAACAGGAGUUAUUCAAAUUUAAUACAUUCAAUAUAUGGCUGAACUGAUGCCCAUAGAUAAUUUCAUUUGAAAAAAUGAUACAAUAUAUAAAGUUGAUAUUUUUUUUUUGAAUAUUGUAUUAAAAUUAAAAAUGAUCUUGCUUUAAACACAGACUGCUUCAUUAUACAGAUUUUAAUUAUAAUGUAGUAAGUAGAGAAUUCAAUUAAUCUAGUCCAAGUGGUGUAUGAUUGAAGGUAUGUUUCUUUCUAAUGUUCGCUAAUGUUUUUCAUACUAUGAACCAAUAAAGGUUGUUGU